Propithecus coquereli (Coquerel's sifaka) is the source of this 1806-nucleotide messenger RNA. RefSeq names its product cyclin E1 (gene CCNE1). NCBI's taxonomy places the organism in Eukaryota, Metazoa, Chordata, Mammalia, Primates, Indriidae. Gene Ontology annotation, molecular function: cyclin-dependent protein serine/threonine kinase regulator activity. The record is from RefSeq and is a predicted model, not a curated record. The coding region runs from base 56 to 1288 and encodes 410 amino acids. The transcript has 12 exons. Gene Ontology annotation, biological process: G1/S transition of mitotic cell cycle; regulation of cyclin-dependent protein serine/threonine kinase activity. Gene Ontology annotation, cellular component: cyclin E1-CDK2 complex; nucleus; cytoplasm.
CCUGCUUGCCGCGGAGACGGCCUCGGGCCCGAGCGAGGAGCCGGAGCCCUGCGCCAUGCCGCGGGAGAGGAGGGAGAGGGAUGCGAAGGAGCGGGGCAGCAUGAAGGAGGAAGGCGGCACGGAUUUCUCCGUUCGCUCCAGGAAGAGGAAGGCAAAUGUGGCCGUUUUUUUGCAGGAUCCAGAUGAGGAAAUUGCCAAAAUUGACAGGACUGCGCGAGGCCAGUGCGGCGGUCAGCCUUGGGACAGCAACACAGUCUGUGCAAACCCCUGCUCCUUGAUCCCCACACCUGACAAAGAGGAGGAUGAGCCAGUGUACCCGAAUUCUGCAUGCAAGCCUCAGAGUUUCACACCGUCCAGAGCUUCACCGCUGCCUAUACUGAACUGGGCAAAUAGAGAGGAAGUUUGGAGAAUCAUGUUAAACAAGGAAAAGACGUACUUAAGAGAUCAGCACUUUAUGCAGCGACACCCUCUUCUGCAGCCUAGAAUGCGCGCAAUUCUUCUGGAUUGGUUGAUGGAGGUGUGCGAAGUCUAUAAACUUCACAGGGAGACAUUUUACUUGGCACAGGAUUUCUUUGAUCGGUACAUGGCAACACAAGAAAACGUUGUAAAAACACUUUUACAGCUUAUUGGGAUUUCAUCUUUAUUUAUUGCUGCCAAACUUGAGGAAAUCUAUCCUCCCAAGUUGCACCAGUUUGCUUAUGUUACAGAUGGGGCUUGUUCAGGAGAUGAAAUUCUCACCAUGGAAUUAAUGAUCAUGAAGGCUCUUAAGUGGCGUUUAAGUCCGCUGACCAUCGUGUCCUGGCUGAACGUGUACAUGCAGGUCGCGUAUCUGAGUGACGUGCAUGAAGUGCUGCUGCCGCAGUAUCCCCAGCAGAUCUUCGUGCAGAUCGCAGAGCUUUUGGAUCUCUGCGUCCUGGAUGUCGACUGCUUAGAGUUUUCUUGCGGUGUGCUUGCUGCUUCCGCCUUGUAUCACUUCUCUUCCUCUGAACUGAUGCAGAAGGUUUCAGGGUAUCAGUGGUGCGACAUAGAGAGCUGUGUCAAGUGGAUGGUCCCGUUUGCCAUGGUCAUAAGGGAGACGGGGAGCUCAAAACUGAAGCACUUCAGGGGGGUUCCUGCUGACGACGCCCACAACAUCCAGACCCACAGGGACAGCUUGGACUUGCUGGACAAAGCCCAAGCAAAGAAAGCCAUAUUGUCCGAACAGAACAGGAUUUCUCCUCUCCCCACCGGGGUCCUCACCCCCCCACCCAGCAGUGAGAAGCAGAGCGGUGGGCAGGGGACCGCGUGACACACCAGCGUCCUCCACCAAAGACAGUCGCGCACAAGUGCCUGCUCCGAGUUCUCCUCGUCCGCUGCAGCGGAGGCGUGCGUUAGCUUUUACAGGUGUUUAAGUGGAAGAGCGCAUCUCUUCCCCAGCAGAAGUAUUUCUGUGGAUGGCAUUGGACAGGGAGAAGUGUUUUUUAUUGAAUGCUUAGAUUUUUUAAUAAGUGGGUCAAGUACACCAGCCACCUCCAGAACACCAAUGAGUGCUCCAGAUGCUGCUAAGGAGGGUGAUACUUGACUUGAUUGACUGUUCACACAAACAACAAAGGCUUGAAGUGAGGAGCGCGCCGCUGCUCUCCCUCAGGUGUUCUGGCUCGCGUGGUGCUAAGUGAAACAGGUGGUGGUGAGCAUCAUGGUGCAGAGCCCACCGCCAGCCCGCGGGGCCUGCCCUCGCCACACUAUCAGUGACAACGUACAACGCCUUUUAUGAACUGUCGUAAGUGCUGCUAUGUCUGUCCGUUUUUAAUAAAGAUAAUACUGUCU